CACAACCAUUGAGUUCAAUAUCUAGUGUGGUGCUACGAGUUAUGGCAAUUCCAGUGAUUAAUCUUGGGGAGCUUGAUGGAGGGAGGAGGGAAGAAACAAUGGAAGUUCUUCAUGAAGCAUGCAAGAAAUGGGGUUUCUUUUGGGUAGAGAACCAUGGAGUUGACAAUAGCUUGAUGGAGGAGGUGAAGAAGCAUGUCAACCUUCACUAUGAGGAAUACAUGAUAAAAAGUUUCUACAAUUCAGACAUGGUUAAAGAAUUAGAAACUCAUACCGGUGCAAUGGUUGAUGGAGACUGGGAGAGCAGCUUCUUCAUUUGGCAUCAGCCGAACUCCAACCUGGAUGGCAUUCCAAAUCUAAAACAAGAAUUUCGUGAAGCAAUGAAGGGUUAUAUUCAGCAAGUGGUCAAGCUGGCUGAGAAGCUUGCAGAACUCAUGAGUGAGAACCUUGGACUGGACAAAGAUUACUUGAAGAAGGCGUUUUCAGAGCCCAGCAUUGGGACAAAGGUUGCAAAAUAUCCACAGUGUCCUAAGCCUGAGCUGGUGAUGGGGCUCCGAGCACACACAGAUGCAGGUGGUAUCAUCUUGUUGCUCCAGGAUGAUGAAGUCUCAGGUCUCGAGUUUUUUAAGGAUGGGGAGUGGGUGCCAGUAACACCUUCAAAAGAUGGAAGGAUUUUUGUGAACCUUGGUGAUCAGUUGGAGGUAGUGAGCAAUGGAACUUACAAAAGCAUUUUGCAUCGAGUUGUUGCUGAUAAGAAUGGAAGCAGACUCUCUAUUGCAACAUUCUAUAAUCCCGGUAGUGAUGCCAUCAUUUCCCCAGCACAAAAACUCUUGUAUCCUUCCCACUACCGCUUCCAAGACUACCUCAAUUACUAUGUCACUACCAAGUUCUCAGAUAAGGUGUCCCGGUUCCAGACAAUCAAUGAGAUGUCUAUGUGACAGAAAGAGUAGAUUGCCUGCUUUGCAAUAGCAGAAAAAUAAAUAGUUCUUUUCUCUAAAUUCCAUGUAACCACUGAUAGCGAACGUGAAUUCUUCAAUGGUCGCGAGACU
Molecule: messenger RNA, 1046 nt
Organism: Dioscorea cayenensis subsp. rotundata (Guinea yam)
Lineage: Eukaryota; Viridiplantae; Streptophyta; Magnoliopsida; Dioscoreales; Dioscoreaceae
Product: 1-aminocyclopropane-1-carboxylate oxidase 1
Source: RefSeq, a predicted model, not a curated record